AUGGAUGUGGACGAAGAGGAACCUGAGCAAGUCGGGCCUGUGAGAGAAUCAAACAACAGUAUAGCACCGGGCACCGCCAGUGAGGUGGCGCUCACUGAGACGGCUGCGUUGCCGAGGGCACCCGAAGGGCACGCCCCGCAGGCUGAACGGGCCGGGAACACGCCACGAAUGCCGCCGCAUUACGCUAGGCUAAAUGCCAAGCUACAGUUCCUGCACUGUGUCAUGCGUCAGAUCGAUGGACCAUGGUGUCAUUGGGUACCGGACGUCUACAAGGCAGUAGUGACGAAGUAUCAGAGGAUGCCACGAGGAGGAUGGAAGGUCCUCGCGGAAUAUGCCAACGAGCAUUUCGAAUUCCACAAGACCCACAAGGAGGUGGAGCAGAUGGCAAGACAGGUAGUCGCCAAAGCAGCGCGGAGCCAACCGACGGACGUUGGAGAAAUAGCAUCGCUGCACGACGUCGACUCAUACAACGCCCUGCAGGAGGAAUUCGACCGGAUCAUGGCACAGAGGUUGAGGGAGCCUGGUGUUAUUAGAACAGUAAAGAACAAAAGAAACACCAUGGACUCCCUCGACUUCACGGCGAUAAGGUCGCUGGAUCUAGUGGUCCACAACUACGUGAAGCACAACCCAGUCACUGACAUGGGGAUGCUAGCCAUCUUGUAUCAAACGGCACAGGACUGCUACGACAAGUACAGCGCGAAACCAUCGUCGUCCUCGGGAAAGAAGGAGGCAGCUGAGAGGAGGAUCAAGGAGCUGGAGGAGAUAGGAGCAUUACUUCUGAAAUACAAGCAGAAGGUCCCCCUGGAGAAGGAGGAUAGGAAACGCGUUUAUCGCCAAAUGGACAAGUACAACAUGAUCGCGGACAAGCCGCAGGAACUGUCAUACGUGAUCAGCAGGACCCAAGAGGAGCUCCAAAAGGAGCAGGACAAACUCAAGAACGCCAAGUUCAAGCAGGAGUUGUACAACCAUAACCGCAUGUUCGAGCUUUACACGGGACACUUCUACAGGACACUGGAGAAUCAGCAGGACGCGGACGAGUCGGCUAUAAACGAGGGGAUGAUGAUAGAGUACUGGGCGCAAAUGUGGGUGAAGCCAAACGCACCGCACAACGGUGAAGGAUACCUGGUCGAAAGACCACCGGCAGAGAACAUGGCAGGCUUUCCCACAUACGAGGAAUUCGUCACGAUCGUCAAGAAAUUGCGAGACUGGAAGUCGCCCGGUGCGGAUGGGAUCUACAACUACUACAUUAAAUGGCUCACGUCCCUUCACAGAGUCAUUUAUAGGCUAGUAGAGGAGGCAUGCACGCAAGGCAAAGUGCAGGACGACUGGUUCUACUGUGGGAUCACGUACCUACUACCGAAGAACAAGAAACCAAAGUCCGCCGCACAGUACAGGCCGAUCACUUGCAUGUCCAACCUAUACAAGCUAACUACCCGUUGUGCCACGGAGACGCUUAAGCGAGAAGUCGAUGGCAGGGGACUACGGUCCGAGAACCAGAUGGGCACGAGGAGCAACGUACAGGGUGCAAAGGAGCACGCGUUAGCGAACAUCGCGCUCAACGAGAAGCACAAGGGGAAGUUACUUGCAACGUGGGUCGACGUCAUGAAGGCGUACGACUCAAUCGACCACGCGUACCUGGCGAGGGUUAUCGACAACCUUAACCUACCAGGGUGGUUAUCAAACUUCAUCAAGCAGACGACCAAGAGGUGGAAUAUAGAGAUACGGUGGAACAAGAACACAAUCAUGCACAAGAAAGUAGAGAGGGGCAUUCUCCAAGGCGACAGCCUAUCGCCCCUUCUCUUCGUGCUGUGCUUGGACCCGCUGAGCAGGCACCUGACUCGCAUCUUCCCCAAGGUGGAGCUAAGCGUGCCUGGCGGCAGGAUCUUCGCCACAAACCACUUUCUCUAUAUUGACGACCUCAAGUUCUUCGCCCACGAGGAAAGUACGAUGAGAGGAAUGGGCCGAGAAGUGGAGAAGUUCUUCAACGACAUAGGACUCAGGAUCAACCGCGACAAGUCGGCAACCAACACGGAGGCGUGCGUGAGCAUCGCCAAGCAGAUGGAAGGUCCGGAGACGUACAAGUACUUGGGAGUCACAGAGACUUCAAACUCACUUACAAGCGACGGAAUGUUCGACAUAAUACUACAGGAGAUAUGCAGGAGAACGGAGCUACUGGCUGCGUCAAAGCUGUCGGGGAAAAACCUCUCGAUGGCCAUCAACCAGUACGCCCUCAGCGUCAUCAACUACUACAUCGGCGUGAUCCCCAUGGACAUCACGCAUUUCGACAAGAUCGACCUGGCAGUACGGAGAAUAAUUAACGCGAAGCACGGACACAAGAAGUGGGCGAACACACAGAGGCUCUACCUCCCCCGGAAAGAGAUGGGGAGAGGGCUCCACAGCAUGGUAUUCAGAGCGGAAGCCAUGCUGCUACGACUGUGGUUGACGUUUUCAGCAGACGAGGUGACGUCAACCAGGAGGGCUGCGAUCAUGCAGCAUUUUCGCGACACAUACGCGCACAUAUCUCAUAUCAAGAUGCACCUGGAAGGGAGAUAUGGAAUGGAAUUCGGAGUGGAGGACACGACGGACAAGAGCCUCAGGGACCUCAGGGUGGCCCAAAACAAAUGGCUGUACAACAGAAUGCACGUAAAAUCAACUCAUAAGGUUCUGUAUGCCAAGCGUGAGGACCCCAAGCUGGACAUCGAGGCGUCGUCAUUGUACCUGACGUGUGGAAUACUCACCCCGGAAGAAGAAGCGAAGGUAGCAGAAGUCCAGGACAGGAAUCUGCAAUGGAUGACUUCGUCCAAGAAAUGCUCAAGAUGCAACAACGGCAAGAACGUGGACCACCUCGCGACGAAGUGCCCGAAACUACUACACCUAGAAUAUACGAAGAGGCACAACGAGGUAGCAAAACGGGUCCACUCAGUACUCGGGAGGCAAAUAGGACUACCCAAGGAGAAGAUAGACGCCCACAAGAUCGAGAGUGAAGUGCAUGGAAAAUACGGAUGGAUCGCGUACGACAAGACGGUCAAGACUCAGAAGACUAAGGAAUACAACAGGCCAGACAUCAUCCUGGCGGAUCGGCGGAGGAACACCAUAUCCAUCGUAGAGGUAGGAAUCAGCAAUCACGACAACCUAGUGGAUAUGGAGAAGUUCAAGAAGCAGAAGUAUGAAGACCUUAUCGAAGACUUCAAAGCGCGACAGUUUAACCAGCAAACCAAGAUCAGGGUUAUCCCCUACGUUAUGACGUGGGAGGGAAUAGUGACAAAGGAGCACAGCAAGUACAGACGGGACCUGGGCAUAUCGGAUCGCAUGGAAGCCCACAUACAAAGGGUAGUGAUCCAAGAAACACAUAAAAUAGUGAUGAGGGACAUGAGACCGAGAGAAGACUACGAUUCCGUAGAAGACCCUCAGGUCCAAACUGGAUGGAUGCCCGCAUGGAUGGCACCAGUGACGAUCGGCAAUGGACAGACUCGGAACCCGCAGCCGGUGCCAGCUAAACCGAACGUUUUGAAAACGGGUGUGCCGCAGCAGUGGACUCUUAAAUUACAGACAUUCAACCAGCUUGAAAGUAAGCUGAUACGGCUCAAAGAAAUUUUGGAUGGUAAUCAAUGUGGCGCCGAGACCGUGCUUACCAAUGCCAGGGCGGUAGAGCCAACUGCCACCAAAACCGAAGUCACUAAAACUGACAGUGGAGAUUCGAGUACGAAAUCUGACGGAACUCCAAACCAGGGCAAGAAAGUGGAGGGAGCACAGAACCAGGGCAAGAAGGCGGAGGGAGCGCAGAACCAAGGCAAGAAAGCGGAGGGAGGGCAAAAUCAAAAUAACGGUCAUAGUGAAGAAAAGCCUGGGAGUUCACUAGUUGCGCAGACACCACAAACUCAUACUUCAAGUGUUCAAAAUCCAGACCCUGGAUCAUCUGGUGCCCCUAGUACCGGUGGUGGUCAGGGCCCGGGUGGUCAGGGUAAGGGAUCACAGGAUACAGAUGUUUCAAGUAAACAGCCUGCUGCCCCUUCACAGCCUGUACAACCUUCAAAACCAGGUGGUACAUCUCCAGGCCCUGGGUCACCUGGUGUUACUAGUACCGGUGGUGGUAAGGGCCCAGUUGGGUCGGCGGGUUCAUCUGGGUCUGGUCAACCAGGUGGUAAUGGGCAGGGUUCAACGGGCGGUGGUAAUCCGGUUCGGGAGCCUGUUGCUACUCAAGCCCCUGCAAAACUGCAGACACCAACUGCUCAAUCUCCAGGCGCUUCGUCACCUGGUGUCUCUGGUUCCAGCAGUGGCACGGUCAAGAGUGACCAGGCGACCACUCCUGGCACCACUCAACAAAGUAAUCAAAAUACAUCGCAUACUUCUACAGCCGCUACUACUACGGUAUUCUCUGGUUCGUCGUCUGGUGCGGGUGGCGGUGGAGCUGGAGGGGGUGGCGGGGAUGCCAAAGCGGACGCGGAAGCCGAAUGCAGCAAAGAGUUAAAAACUGGAUGUAAGGCUCUCAUAGAAAAGAUUACGAAAACAUAUGAACAGAAAAAAGAAAAAAAAUGA
This is a messenger RNA of Babesia bigemina, 4536 nucleotides long. RefSeq lists its product as hypothetical. Lineage: Eukaryota; Apicomplexa; Aconoidasida; Piroplasmida; Babesiidae. The transcript is spliced from 2 exons. The coding region runs from base 1 to 4536 and encodes 1511 amino acids. The record is from RefSeq and is a predicted model, not a curated record.